This is a messenger RNA of Spodoptera exigua (beet armyworm), 4643 nucleotides long. Lineage: Eukaryota; Metazoa; Arthropoda; Insecta; Lepidoptera; Noctuidae. The record is from the annotation of a GenBank genome assembly.
AAAAAUGUCAAAAUAAAAAUGGCCGCGCAUCGUGUGUUGGUGCCGCGCAGUUGUUAAUUCAAGAUUAUCCAUAAUACUAGACUUUUAAAUAACUCUACAUUAGUGGUUAUACAUAUUGGAACGUGUACUUCUUUAUUUUUGUUUAAAUAAACUAGUUAUUUCAUUUAAAAUGGAUCCUGAAAGGGAUGGUAAACGUAAGAAAGACAGAAACAGUGAUGAUGAAGACAGACGUAGGGAAAAGAAGUCAAAAAAGGCACGAUCGAGAUCGAGAUCCAGGUCACCAGCUGAGCACCGUGAUAGGGACUCUAGAAGAAAACGAAGACAUUCCAGAUCGGUCUCACCAGAAGGGCCUGUGAAACAAGAAAAACGGUCAGACACACAACAGGACCCCGAUGUGAAGAAAGAAAUGCCUCAACGUCGCGUCAAGGAAACGGAUAUGUUGAAUACACGAACAGGAGGUGCUUAUAUACCUCCAGCACGUCUCAGGAUGAUGCAGGCGCAAAUAACAGACAAAUCAUCAGUAGCAUAUCAAAGGCUAGCUUGGGAAGCUUUAAAGAAGUCGAUACACGGCCACAUCAACAAAAUCAACGUUGGCAACAUUGGUAUAAUUAUCAAAGAGUUGUUGAAAGAGAACAUAGUGCGUGGAAGAGGUUUGUUGUGCCGGUCUGUGAUACAAGCACAAGCUGCUUCCCCUACAUUCACCAAUGUGUAUGCUGCACUAGUUGCUGCUGUUAACUCCCGGUUCCCGAAUAUUGGGGAGUUGCUUCUAAAGAGGUUGAUGAUCCAAUUCAAAAGAGGUUUCAAGCGCAAUGACAAACCUAUUUGUAUAUCGUCAGCAUCAUUCAUUGCACAUUUAGUAAACCAGAGAGUAGCGCAUGAGAUUCUUGCAUUGGAAUUGCUGACUUUACUCGUAGAGACCCCUACUGAUGACUCAGUUGAAGUUGCCAUUGCUUUCCUAAAGGAAUGUGGCCAAAAACUGACUGAAGUAUCUUCUAAGGGUGUGAAUGCAAUAUUUGAAAUGUUAAGGAAUAUCCUUCAUGAAGGACAGCUGGAUAAAAGAGUGCAGUACAUGAUAGAAGUUAUGUUUCAAGUGUGGAAGGAUGGGUUCAAAGACCAUCCGGCUCUGAUUGAGGAGUUGGAGCUAGUGCCUGAGGAGGAGCAGUUCACUCAUCUUAUGAUGCUGGAUGAAGCCACUGACCCACAAGAUAUCUUGAAUGUUUUCAAGUUUGAUGAUAAGUAUGAAGAGAAUGAACAAAAGUACAAAACCUUGAGCAAAGAGAUUCUUGGCUCUGAUGCUGAGUCUGGUGAAGAGGAUGGUUCUGGAGAGAGUGGUAGUGAGGAAUCAGAAGAUGAUGAAGAGGAAGAGGGACAAAAGCCAGUCACUAUCAUUGAUAAUACGGAAACAAACCUUGUAGCUUUGCGCAGAACCAUAUAUUUGACUAUCAACUCCAGUUUAGACUUUGAGGAAUGUGCCCAUAAGCUAAUGAAGAUGCAGCUGAAGCCUGGCCAAGAAGUUGAGUUGUGUCACAUGUUCCUGGACUGCUGUGCAGAACAGAGAACUUACGAGAAGUUCUAUGGACUCCUAGCACAACGAUUUUGUAACAUAAACAGAAUAUACAUUGGCCCUUUCGAGGAAAUAUUCAAAGAUUCCUAUGGAACAGCCCAUAGAUUAGACACAAACAGAUUAAGGAAUGUCAGCAAAUUCUUCGCACAUUUAUUAUUUACAGAUUCUAUAAGUUGGGAGGUAUUGGAAUGUGUGAAAUUAAAUGAAGAGGACACAACAAGUUCUAGUCGUAUUUAUAUCAAAAUUUUGUUCCAAGAAUUAGCAGAAUAUAUGGGACUCAAGAAACUGAAUGAUCGCCUUAAGGAUCCGACCCUGCAGACUGCAUUCUCAGGUAUCUUCCCUCGUGAUAAUCCCAAGAACACAAGGUUCUCCAUCAACUUCUUCACAUCCAUUGGUCUUGGAGGCUUGACGGAUGAGCUCAGAGAGCAUUUGAAGCAGUUGCCUAAGAAUGUACCUGCACCCAUACCAGAUAUAACACUGGGCAGUGACUCCAGCUCAGAUUCUAGUUCUGACUCAUCUAGUUCCAGUAGCUCUGACUCCUCUUCAUCCAGCGACAGUUCUAGUGAAUCCGAGUCAGAGAAGAAUAGCAAAAAGAAGAAAGAAAAGAAAUCUAAAAAGGGUAAAAGCAAGGAUAAAGUACCUAAAACGCCUGAACAGGAAUCGGAACCACCGGUUGAAAGGUGGGGUCACGAUGGUUUCUACGACACCUACGGCAAAGACGCUAAGAGAAUGGAAAAUAGGAACGCCAGAUCUCGGGACGUUAGAAGAAAAGAUGAUAGAAUGGAUCACAGAAACGGAGACGAUAAACGAAGGAGGUAUGAUGGCAAUGAAAAGAAUGAUCGUGAAAGUAGGCGCAAUGAGGAUAGAGGCGGACGAGAUGAUGAUGAUAGGGUACCAAAUCACGACCGAUACUGGAAAGAUAGUGAAAAGCCGCGAGAUGAAGGCCGAAGUCGAAAAGACGAUGACAGACAAAAUGGAGACGAUAGGGGGCGUAACGAUGAUGACAGAAACCGCAGAGACGAUGAGAGAAUACAAAAAGACAAAAAACGUAGUCGGAGAGACGAUGAGAGAGAGCGUCAAAAUGAUGAGAGAGACCGUGGCGAUGAUAAGAGAAGCAAAGAUGAUGAUCGGAUACGAAGGGAUGAUAGAAAAGAUCGUAAAGUCGAAGAUCAAGAGAUACAAAACGAAGAAAGAUACCGCAAAAAUGAUAAACAGAAAUACGAAGUCAAAAGUCGCAGAGAUGAUGUUGAAGAGCGAACCCGUAGGGAAGAUGAUAGAGAAUUCAGAAAUCAGAAAGAUGACGAUGAGGGCCGAAAAGACGAUGUUAAGCGACGACGAGAUGACGGCAGGACUGGAAGAGAUGACGAUAGACCACGAAGAGAUGAUAUUAGAGAACGCAAGGAUGAUGGUAGAGAACGCAGGAAUGAUGGUAGAGAACGCAAGGAUGAUGGUAGAGAACGCAAGGAUGAUGGUAGAGAACGCAGGGAUGAUGGUAGAGAACGCAAGGAUGAUGGUAGAGAACGCAGGGAUGAAGAUAGAGAACGCAGGGAUGAUGGAAGAGAACGCAGGGAUGAUGAUAGAGAACGCAGGGAUGAUGCCAGGCCACGAAGAGAUGAUGAUAGAGAACGCAGGAAUGAUGACAGGCCACGAAGAGAUGACGAUAGGGCACGAGGAGGUGAUGGCAGGGGACGCAGGGAUGAUGGUAAAGAACAUAGGGAUAAUGAUAAAGACCGUAGAGAUGAUGUAAGAGAACGCAGAGAAGAACGUAGGGAUGAUGAUAGACAACGUAAGGAUGAUAGUAGGACUCAACGGAAUGACAAUAGAGAACGAAGAAACGUUGACAAAGAAAUGCAAAAUGAUGACCCUAGCCGUAAAUACGAUAAGGAACAAAGAAAUGACAAAAGAAGUCGUAGAGACGAAAGAGAUGAAUACAAAGGACGACAAGACGCAGAAAAAGAAGACGAUAGAAGAUAUCAAGAUGAGAACAGACUUAAAGCGUAUGAAAAAAGUCGUAAAGAUGAUGACGAGGGACAGAAAGAUGAUAGCAUUGACAGACCACGCAAGGACGAGAAAAAUUACGAUAAUAGAAGACGUGAAGAUGAAGAAGAAAGAGCUGUAAGAAAAGGUAAAAAAGAGAAACAAGAUAGAGAUGAUGAGUCAAGAAGUAAAAAGAAAGAUUCAGCCGCACAACUUCAUCAGGAGGAUCUUGAAGAAGUCGACAAGCGAAGGAAAGGUAAACGUAACGAUAGACAUACAGAAACGUACGAUGAAGACGAAUCUAGAUCUAAAAUAAAAGAUAACAGCCAAAGAUAUCAAAACGGAGUAGAAGUAAAUAAAGAUAACAUUAAAAAUAUUAAAGAGGAAAAUGUAAGUAAGAAAAGGAAUAAAAGCAGUAAAAAACAUGAAGAGAGUAGUAGCGAAGAGGAAAUGCCUGACAAGGGAAGUAAAAAGAAACAAUCAAAAGGGAAAAAGAAGAAACAAGUAAGCGAAUCUGAAGAUUCCUCGUCAUCGUCAUCCUCUGAUUCGUCGUCGUCAUCAUCAUCGUCGUCUUCGUCUUCCACAUCAUCAUCAUCAGAUGAAGAAGAUAAUAAAAAGGUGUCUAAAAGAUACUGGGAUACUUUAGAUGUAAUGACUAAAGCUGAAUCAAAAAAAACUAUUAGCCUCAAAAAGCGGUCUUAGCGUUAAAUGUCUGCGUACGCGCAGCGGUAGACAUGUAUGAUAUGCGGUCGUGUUUCUUUUAUAAAUAUAAUUCUCGGCACGUAACAUAGUUAUAUCUUCGCAGUGUGUAACUUGCGCUAUGUGAAUUUUCUCAUUAUUUCCCACUUUCACACAAAUUCCUUUUCUUAAUCUUACUUUCUUCUAAUUAGUCUGUAUUAAAAUAAUUGCAACAACCAUAAAAUUCCUCAUCACGACAAAAUAUCGGCAUGUUACGUACCGCGGACUAUAUUAAAUUUUGGACUGAAUUUGAUGUAAGCAAUGUUUGCUGUGAAUGCCUAAUACAUAAUAGGCUUGUGACGGCGCCAUGAGAACUACAGUGCAGUGAUGUUAUACAUAUUUGUUGAUAAUCCUAGCAAAUUAA